UGGCACUGGCAGAGACAGAAAUCUUUAUUUCAUCAUUUCUGAAAAAUAGAAGUGGUAAUAGAAGCAAGUGAAAUGUUCAGUCUUGGACAAUUGCAUCUUGUGACCAGAAUUUUUCUUAAAAGGUUUCUUAUCUUCUGUGCCUGAGUCUUGAACAGUUUAUACAUCAGUCUACUGUGAGUUGGUUGAGGAAUCUGUUCUGAAGCAGUCAAUUUGUGGUGUCCCGUAAGAUCAAGUUUCUGUACCGGCAAACUUGAGGGCUGGCUGCUGAGCUGCAGCAGCUACACCAGGGGAAGAUAGCAUGGGAAGAGUUCACUCCACACCUAAAACCGACACUGGCAAAGGACAAAGCAUGUCCACCACACCAACCCCAAUGACCAGGUCGACUAGCUGGACUAGCUGGGCACCCUGUCCCUCAAAUGUCACCAACCAAAACAGCAAAAAUGAUUUAAUUCUGGCCUUUUCUGCUGGGGUUUUGCUGACACUGCUGCUGGUGGUGCUUGUCUUCCUCAUCAUAAAGGGCUACAGAAAAUGUCACCCCAGUCCCCAGGCCCUGAAGCCUCACUCAGAUCUUCCGGCCAAGCUUCCAUCGGUCUCAGAGGAAUCACUUACCUAUGCCAGCAUGACUUUCAAAAUCUUAGAAGAAAAGGGCAAUCACUUGACCAAGAAUUGUUCUGCAGACUUGGACCCCAUAGUCUAUGAUCAAAUUAAAGCAUCACACUCACCUUGCCUUUCCAGUGAGCCUUGACUGCAGUUCUGCCAUUUCAGCACAUUAUCCUCAUACACCAUUUUCCUUUUUUUUUUCUUUAACAAAUUUUGGACCACAACCUUUGUGAAACUGCAGUUAAGAGUUGUUUGGGUGUGACCUGGUGAUGCUGGCCAGCAAUUUUGAAGACCAAUAGUCACUCUUUUUCCUAGCCAGAGAAAAUAUCGCUGGCCCUCCCACUUGAACUGACAGCCUAUUAGCCCCUCAAGGGCUGAGACUGCCUCCCUCGUGCCUUUCCAGAGCGUGUGGUACAGAGCUUAGUGCACAGAGUGUUCACCUAGCAUUGUGGAUCCACUUGGGAGGAGUCAACCAAAUGAAUAAUCUAUCAAGAAUUUGAAAUAA
Molecule: messenger RNA, 1105 nt
Organism: Nycticebus coucang (slow loris)
Lineage: Eukaryota; Metazoa; Chordata; Mammalia; Primates; Lorisidae
Gene: C5H1orf162
Product: chromosome 5 C1orf162 homolog
Exons: 8
Coding region: 299-745 (148 amino acids)
Source: RefSeq, a predicted model, not a curated record